Trichoderma virens Gv29-8 is the source of this 1209-nucleotide messenger RNA. RefSeq lists its product as uncharacterized. NCBI's taxonomy places the organism in Eukaryota, Fungi, Ascomycota, Sordariomycetes, Hypocreales, Hypocreaceae. The coding region runs from base 161 to 1030 and encodes 289 amino acids. The transcript is spliced from 3 exons. The record is from RefSeq and is a predicted model, not a curated record.
CCCUCAAACAUCUCAAUUGACAGCGUCAAAGACGUCUACCUCCUCUUCAUCCCUCAAUUCGCAUCAUCCACCUGUCGGCUUGCACUCUGAAGCCGUCAAUUCCAUCUGAAUCACACACACUUGUCUCUCUCCCACACAGAACACCUCCCCCGCAUUCACAAUGGCUGCGAAUAAGACUUCAGCUAUUGCUGACCAGGAACCCCUCGACGUUCUCUUUGCUCUGCAUCCCAAGUUUGAUAUGCUUGACUUUGCAGGCCCAUUGGCUGUCUUUGCCCAGGCGCAGCAUGACUUUGCUGAUGAUUCCACCAAAGCAUUUGAGAUAACUCUGGCUGGCAGUGAGCCCCAGGUCCUCUCUACCCAAGGCGCCAUUGUGCAAUCCCAAAUCACCUUCCGAGAGGCCCAUGAACGCCUUGAUGACUUUGACGUUCUCGUCAUCCUCGGCGGAAACGUCGAUGAGAUCAUCCAAAAGGAACUUGAGCCACUUGGCCUCAUCACCGCCUUUUCCGACCUUCAGAAGAAGGAUCCGGCCAGAGAACGAACCGUCCUGUCCGUCUGCACCGGCUCACACCUGCUCGCCCGAGAGGGUAUCCUCUGUGGCCUCUCUGCCACCACCCACCCCGACCACUUUACCAAAUUUGAGAACCUCUGCAGCGAUGCUGCUACCCGACUCUUGACUGAGCGUACCGACGUCAUCGAGGAUGCCCGAUAUGUCGUCAACAACCUUCGCUUUGAGCUCACUGAAGACGAAAGCCCAUACACCCGCCGCGCGUCCGAUGCUGGACGACCUCACGGCCGAAAGGGAAGCAUCUCCUUCAAGCAAUCCAACACACGUCGCGAGUCCAUCGUGAGACGUGCGGCGAUGCGCCUCGGUGGUCUUCGGGUGGUGACCGCGGGGGGUCAGAGCGCUGGCGUGGAUGCGGCUUUGUAUCUCGUCAGCGCCCUGGUGGAUGAUAAAUGUGCAGACGAGGUGACCAGGCUCCUUCAGUGGAACUGGAGCAAGGGAGUCGUCGUUGACGGCCUCGACGUGUAAAUGGCAGCAAUACAGACGCCAUAUAAUCGCCAGCGGAAGCUUGGCUGUGUAGUAAAUCUUGCGGGUCGAUGUUAUAGCAUCCGCCGUGUUCAUCGAAGAACUAGCUGUAGUAUUAUGAUAUGAAUGGAAUGAAUCUGGAACUCAGUUUUUUUUACUACUAUUGUUUAACCUUUUACUGC